CCGCUCCACACCGCUGUCCCUCCCGGCGCCUCUCUCGCCGUCUCAGCCGGCAGUGCGGCCACGCAGCUCAGCGCACGCUACGGCUCGCAGCCCGUGCCGCACGCUCCGCGCGUCCCCGCUCCGAACACCGGCCUCCAGUCGCUCCACCCGGCGCAGCGCUCGGCCGCGAGCCGCAUACGCUUCCUCGACGCACCAGCAGCAGAUUCGCUCUCUCCGCACGCAUCCGCCAGCAUGUCGCAGUCUCGUACCGCAGGCUCGCCACCCAUGCGCUCCACGGGCCACGGCGUGCCCGGCGGGCCGCUCAGUGUGAACCCGCAGCUCGCCCACCACCACGCUGGCCCCAGCUCGGCCGGGGGCACGCCCAGCGGCACGGCCUCGCCGCGCCCACAUGCGCCCAGUGCCUAUCAUCCGCGCGCGUCCAUCGUCCUUCUUGGCAUGCGAGGGGCAGGCAAGACCACUCUGGGCCUCAUUGCUGCUACUGCUCUGCGGCGGCGCUUCAUCGACACCGACUCCGUCUUUGAGACGCAGGUGCACUGCACGAUCGGCGAGUACGUGGCGCGCCACGGCUGGGCGGCCUUCCGGCACCAGGAGGCCAACGUGCUGCGGCACACACUCGGCCGCCAUGCGCUCGACACUGUCAUCGCCACGGGCGGCGGCAUCGUCGAGACACACGAGGUGCGCGAGCUGCUGCGCGCGACGCGCGACGAGUGUCCCAUCAUUCUCGUGCUGCGCGAGCGCGAGGCCGUGCAGCACUACGUGCUCGGCGAGACGCACUCCAGCCACCCAAGCUACGGCGAGAACUUCCUCACCGUCCUGAAGCGCCGCGAGCCGCUGUUCCGCAGCUGCGCCUCGCACACCUUCGUGUCCUUGACUGCACCCACAUCGCCGGGCGAGCCGCACCCGCUCAAGCUGAAGCUCAUCGAGAUCGAACUGCUGCGGCUGCUGCGCUUCGUGCUCUCCGAUCCCGUGUCGGCCACGCCGCAGCUCAUCCGUUCGCCAGCAACAUCCAGGCACGGCUCGCCAGCUCCCACGCCCGGAAGGCACAGUCUUGCGCACCUGCUUGCACCCGCGCCGAGCUCUCGAGCAGACGGCCUCACGUCGCCUGGCGCACCGGUGCCCUUCUCGGUGCCGCCAGGCGCGUCGGACGUGACCAGCCGGACACACUUGCUCACGCGGCGCACGACAUUCCUCUCGCUCACGCUGCCCGACCUGCGCAACGUGUCGCCAGCCAAGUUCGACGAGAUGCUGCAGGGCAUCGAUGCGCUCGAGCUGCGCGUGGACCUGUGGGAUGCGCUGCGGCCCGCGUCUCGCGCAAUGCGAGCAGGCUUGCCCUCGGACGCGCCGCCGCCGGAGGUCGACUUCCUCGAGGUCGCGCUGCAGGUCGCACACGCUCGCCGACUGGCGCGUGGCCUGCCGCUGCUCUUCACGCUGCGCUCGGACCGCGAAGGAGGCUCCUUCUUCGACGACCGCGACCUGACGCACCGAGACGCCCGCUCUGCCCACUCUCAGGCGCUGUACUUUGCACUCGCAGAGCUCGGCCUGAGCAUGGGUGUCGAGCUGCUGGAUGUCGAGCUCGGCUGGGUCGAGAGCGGCAUCCGCUCGCUGAUUGCCCGACGUGGCCGCACGCGCAUCGUCGCCAGCUACCACGAUAUGCGCGGCGAUCUGCGGUGGGACUCCGAGCUCGCCUUCCAGCUGUACGACCGCGCGGCACGGCGCUUCGGCGGCGUGGACAUCGUCGAAAUGGUCGGCUUCGCCAAGCCCGAGCGGCCGGAGCAGAACUGGCAUCUGCUCUCGUUCCAGGCACGUGUGCUCACGCGAGCCGCUCAAGACCCUGCGCGCAGUCUGCCGCCGCUCAUGGCCAUCAACAUAAACGAGGCCGGCCGAUCGACGCGACCGUUCAACGGCGUUCUCUCGCCGGUCAGCCAUCCUGCUCAGCUGAUCAAGGCGGCACCUGGUCAGAUGAGCCUGCGAGACAUCGGUCGCGCUCAGAUCUCGUUAGGUCUGGUCAGCCCGAAGCACUACCUCAUCGGCGAUGGGCCUGGAGCACACAGCAACGCAGCAGGCAACCGCAUGCGCGCAGCACUGGAUGCCAUCGGCAUGCCGCCGGACGUGCGCUCCCUGUCGGCCCAGGAGCUCGACGAGAUGACGGUCAGGGAGGACGCGCUGCGUGCACCGCUGUCCGACGCACACAUCGGCGGCAUUCAUCUCGCUGGGCACACAUGGGCAGCACAGGUGGCCCUGGCCAACGCUCUCGGUUCGGCCAAUCUCUCCACGAGUCUGGCCAGCCACGCUGUCGGAGCAGUGGAUGUCGUGUACCGCGGCGAAGUCGCAAGCGACCUCGUCGGCACCUCAAGAGGCGCACUAACGCCGCACGGCUUCUGCGCCCUCGACGGCCCUCUCAGCGGCGACCACACGCUGGCCUCUGCGCUCGAGCGUGUCUUCACUCGCUUCCUCAGCCCGAUCAACGUGCCUGGCGCAUCCGGUACCGCUCUCGUCGUCGCAAUGCCGCUGUCACCCAGUGCCGACGUGCACGAGCGCCGCGGCCGAGACGUGGCACUCAAGGCCGCCGUCUGCGCUAUGGCCCGCCUCGGCUACGGCCGCUGUGUCGUGGUGGACGAUGGCGAGGCUGACGGCUCGGGCAGCGAGGACAGCUGGUGGGGCCCGCACGUGGCCGCUCUCGUCCAGGCAGAGGCGACCAAGCUUCUUCGCGCCGCGACGGCCAACGUCGGAGGCGCCAACGGCCUCGCGAGCUUGGCGCUUGCGCACGGUCACGUCGCUUCCGGCCCGGAGGCAACGCGAUGUGCGGUCGUGCGCUUGCCGCGCUCCGCACUUGCAGACAUCAGCGGUGCGCUGAUGGCCCGUGCCGGACAACCGGAGUCCUCGCACAGCAGCGCCAACCCGUCGGGCACCAACACGCCUGGCAUGCCGGCAGCUGCAGCACACGACGGUCCCGCCUCGGCUUCGGCAACGCUGGGCAGCGACAGCCCCGCUCUCCCGCGCGCCGCGGCUCCGCGACACCUGCAGGUGCGCCAGCCGCACGCCGUCGCCCUCGUCGGCGGCUCGGACGAGGAGCAGCAGCAGGCUCUGGUCACUCUGCGUCCCGAGGCGCCUUCGGCGGGCACGUACGACGCGGCCGUGCUGCCGCCGCAGCUCUGGGCCACCAACGCCGGCGGCACGCUCGUGCGCGUUCCCACGUCUGGUGAUGCGCCGCUGUACGAGGCAGCACCCGGCGCCCGUGGUGCUCCUGCCUCGGCCAGCACGGUGCACACCCUGGAGAAGGACGCGCUGCUCGAGCGCAGCGGAUGGCUGCACAUCAGCCCUCACAUCGUCGAGCUGGAGCGCCUGGAGCAGGGCGUCUUCGAGGUCUGGACACGCCGCCGAGCCCCACGCGCCAGCAUGCGCACCCCUGCAGCUCCCACACCCCUCGCAUGAUAGACACCGCAGCACAGCGCAAUCUGAUACCCUUGCCGC
This is a messenger RNA of Tilletiopsis washingtonensis, 3471 nucleotides long. Its product is annotated as SKI-domain-containing protein. Bases 232 to 3432 code for a protein of 1066 amino acids. Gene Ontology annotation, biological process: chorismate biosynthetic process. The record is from RefSeq and is a predicted model, not a curated record. NCBI's taxonomy places the organism in Eukaryota, Fungi, Basidiomycota, Exobasidiomycetes, Entylomatales. The transcript is spliced from 2 exons. Gene Ontology annotation, molecular function: 3-dehydroquinate dehydratase activity; 3-phosphoshikimate 1-carboxyvinyltransferase activity.